UGCAGUAUUAAGCUCUCCAUAUCCCCUUGACCCCUUUCAUUAGUUUUUACCGUCCUUCUUGAUCGGGAUCUUUGGUGGCCCCUUCUCAGCUCGCUUUUCUUAAUUCCUUAAGCUACCCUCUUUUUCUUGCCGUCUCUCUCUCUUUCUCUCCCUCUUUCUGUCUCUCCCUCUUCCUGUCUCUCUAUUCUCUGCUCUCUGCUCUUUGCUCUGCUGCAAUUUCUGCUUUCAAAAAGCCAGAGGCGAUCAUAUCAAGACUGGAAAUGUGCCUAUUCUUGAAGAGUACCUCGCAGCCGUCUUGGCAGUCUCUGCUUUGCCUCCUCACAGUUUAUUCAAGGAACCGGUGCAUGCUUUCCGGAUUAUUUACUGUUUCAAUAUACCCAACGCUGACAUGGAUCCAAUUGCAACUGACCAGCUCGACAACAAUACUCUCGGCACGGGCAACCAAGCAGUAUUCAUAGCAAAGGUUCUCGCUAUCACUGCAGCUUCCAUACUUCUAUUGGCGGUCAUCUGUUGUAUCUAUUCCGGAGCUGCAAGAAGACAAGCACGCCUUGAGCACGCAGCCCUACAGGGUCGAUCCUCUGUAGGCAAUGAAAAUGAGGCACAUGAAGCGGGAAGACGCACUCCAGACGCAGCUCCGGCCUAUUCCACCACAUCGCCCCUAGGCCCUCUAAGUCCAGAGAUUGUUAAUGCCAUUAGUAGCGCCUCGGUCGAGCGCAGACAAAGCAUUGUAACAUCCAUAUUGUCCUCCUCGCGGUCACAGCGAUAUAGAUUAGAUACUUCGUCCAUGGACCUCAGAGUUGGCACUGCUCAAUCUUCCAUGAUCUCCUCGAUCGAGGAAGUGCCUCCGAUACACUCUCUUGGCACCUCGCCGCGCUCAUCCCUAAACAGCGACUGGCCCUACGAAGACAUUGCAGGACAGGGACGCGUUCGCGGGAUCGAUGAACCGCUCUGGGUCACUCGAGAGUCGCACGAUAUAGAGGCGGACUCGAUAGCGCACAUGCACCAGGCGCCGCCUUCGUACGACCCUUCAUGGUGGACAGCAUGGCAUGCACAUCAUCACCACACAAUCCAAAACCGAUAUCGACCGCCUUUGGGACAGGAAGCAGGACAGCCUCUAAGCAGGAGUCAGCAGCUUGUAUUGACUGCAUCUCAUCGACGUACCGAAUCUCUUAGUAGCCCUUUGGGAGGAAACCCUCUACAGCUCUCUCUGGCAUAUCGUCGAGGACUGCUCAGGCGUGCAGCAUGGCCUGCUUCUGGUCGAUCUCUCUCUUGGACAGGAGAACCCAUUGCACACAGCUACACCCCCACUAGGAUGUCCUUUCAUACAUCCUCUGAUAACUCUAAUCAGCUUGAGGCAGUUUCCAGUCAUUCAGUGGAAGAUUCAUAGCCUAAAGCCGCCACAAUCCAUCUCGAG
Messenger RNA from Gamsiella multidivaricata, 1414 nucleotides. RefSeq lists its product as uncharacterized. The transcript has 2 exons. Bases 389 to 1387 code for a protein of 332 amino acids. The record is from RefSeq and is a predicted model, not a curated record. Lineage: Eukaryota; Fungi; Mortierellomycota; Mortierellomycetes; Mortierellales; Mortierellaceae.